This is a messenger RNA of Lates calcarifer (barramundi perch), 1457 nucleotides long. The record is from RefSeq and is a predicted model, not a curated record. NCBI's taxonomy places the organism in Eukaryota, Metazoa, Chordata, Actinopteri, Centropomidae. The coding region runs from base 87 to 692 and encodes 201 amino acids. The transcript is spliced from 4 exons. Gene Ontology annotation, molecular function: GTP binding; GTPase activity.
CGCUGUCAGCCGGCAGCAGUCGCACAGCAUCAGCCUCCUCCUCUUUACAUGGAGCAGAGUGGCUCGGCACAGCUGUUUGACUGAAAAUGGAUGUCAACAUUGUUGUUAUGGGCACGGAGAGCGUCGGGAAGUCAGCGCUGACUGUGCGCCUCUUAACCCGGCGAUUCAUCGGAGAGUAUGGGGAUAUAGAGUCCAUCUAUAGUCACAGUUUCAUGGUCGAUGGGAGGGAGAUUUCUCUCAAUAUCUGGGAUUCACCUUAUUCUGAGGAUUCGUCCAUGGAGACGUCACUCUUUGAGAAAAAGGUCCAGUGGGCAGACGGUUACAUACUCGUCUACAGCAUCUGUGACAGGGCCAGCUUCAACAGCGUCAGCAGGCUCAUUCAGACCAUCAAGUCCACCAAAGACUACCUGAACGCAGACAAAGCGCCCAUAGUGAUUGUGGGCAACAAGAGGGACCUGCACCAUAGGCGGACGGUGCUGAGCGAGGAGGGCCGGCUGCUGGCCCUCAAUACGGACUGCCACUUCUACGAAGUGUCGGCGGCCGAGAACUACCACAGCGUGCUCAUGGUGUUUCACGGGCUGGUGGACAGGAUGAAGGACGCCAAGCUGACCACAAAGAAGCCUCUGGGGUUCAAGGGGAUAGUGAAAAGCAUGUCUGCAGUGUUUGCCAGGAGACGGACAGACUCCUUUUAGUGAAGCCAUGAAGGAGGAAGGGGUUUUCUAUGAAUCUGCAUAACUGACACGGUCUGUCAGUGAAAUGUAACCAGGUGUGUCACAUGUUACCGUGCCAAAGGUAACAGUGAAGCCUCCAGAGGCGGAGACACCACAGAGAUGGGAGCUGCUUUUCACUAAAAAAAAGUGUGGAAAGAGUCCAGAGAAGAAAAAAGCCAUUGAAAUCAUAGAGACAAUGCAAUGUGACAGAGGUUACAGAUGUUUUUUGGUGACAGGUUAUGAGCUUAGCUGCACUUCAACCUACUGAUGAAAAUACAUAAAAUAGUCUUGAUGUUGAUUUAACAGUAUAUUUGACAUGUAACAUAUUAUUGCGUGCAACAAGGUAUGCAAUAUGUUUAAGCGACAUUUUAUUUUAUAUGUUUUACAGAUUACAGAUUAGAAAAAAACUCUAUGCACAAAUUAAAUAUGCCUUUACUUAUGACGCCAAAGAUAAUUUUGAAAAAAGCUCUUCAAACCACAAGUGAAACCUUUGUACUGCUGAAAAAAGUGACUGAAAAUGUCCCUGUCAGUGCUGUAAUUAAUUCUUUAAACUUAACCGGAUGUAUUUGUAUUUAUUCAAGUCCAAACACUGUAAAUCAAAAGAAAAAAAAGUGUUUUUUAUAUUUAUGAGCUUUCAUGUGUUUAAUUCAUUGAUUAUGUGUCAUGCACAGAAAUGUAUAAUUUGUCUAAACCCUGUUUUACAGCUUACAAGGAUUUAAAUAAAACACAAAAUGUGCCCAAACGUAA